AUGUCAUUCUGGCAGUAUCAAGUUCAUCAAGAACAAUCAUUUCAACAUGCUGUAUAUCGCAAUGUUAACGAGAAAAAUGCUCAGCUGCAAAAGCAGUUAGACAAUGUUAUUAGAGAAGCCAAUGGAGAAAUCAGCCUUCUCAACAACAAGAUUGCCGAUCUCGAGCGAGACUUGGAGCUCGAGCGUCGGAAAAUGGCUGGCCUGCAAGACUCUAUCAAGGAGCGCGACAAAGAGUAUCAGAAAUUGAAGACGCAUUAUGACAAGAUCAAGAGGAAGGCACUUCUGGCACCCGGCCUUGUUGGCAACGAGAACACAGGCUUGAUGGCUGGAGCUGAUGGCCACCCUGCAGAUAGAGUCGGGUUGAACGAGCAACAGAACAAGCACAGAUCAGGAAUGGCAUUUGGCGCAACGGUUGACAUGGGAGCCGUAGUCGGAGACAUGGAAGCCAACGGGAUCCAGCGCACGCCGAUUGUAAAUCGUACGCUUGGGGCCACAGGUUCAGAUCACUCCAACAGUGCAGGGGAAGUCGAGAGGUUGCUGGCUCCUGCCGCUCAGCACUCCAUGCGCACAAGUGACCGUUCAUGCUUUCGCACAACCAACGAGACGUACCAGUGGAACUUUUAA
Postia placenta MAD-698-R-SB12 is the source of this 624-nucleotide messenger RNA. RefSeq lists its product as hypothetical. Gene Ontology annotation, biological process: reciprocal meiotic recombination. The transcript has 8 exons. The record is from RefSeq and is a predicted model, not a curated record. Gene Ontology annotation, molecular function: ubiquitin protein ligase activity. Gene Ontology annotation, cellular component: synaptonemal complex. NCBI's taxonomy places the organism in Eukaryota, Fungi, Basidiomycota, Agaricomycetes, Polyporales, Adustoporiaceae. The coding region runs from base 1 to 624 and encodes 207 amino acids.